Lineus longissimus is the source of this 2037-nucleotide messenger RNA. RefSeq names its product calmodulin-A-like. Bases 289 to 804 code for a protein of 171 amino acids. Lineage: Eukaryota; Metazoa; Nemertea; Pilidiophora; Heteronemertea; Lineidae. The transcript is spliced from 6 exons. The record is from RefSeq and is a predicted model, not a curated record. Gene Ontology annotation, molecular function: enzyme regulator activity; calcium ion binding.
CCAUUGGUUAAACUAGGCCUUUCUAUUCGAAAUGGGUUUAAACGAUUGUUCCCUUUAAGCAUUACAGUUCACGGAUUGUUUUCGACAAGCAGUUAGCAUUAUGAAUCUGUGGUAAUCCGAUCUCUGCAGCGGAAUACAUAUUGUGCAUGCUUUGCAUACGGGAAUAUGUUUAUGAGAUUUUAAACGGCCAAUUUUAGUAUAUAUAUCGAGAAAGACGACGCUUCAAUGAAAGAAACCAUUACUUAGGAAUAUCAGAUCAGAGGGGAAAAGGGCUUAUAAUCUCUCAUUAUGACGAUGUACUUUCAACGAAAGAAUGCAAAACAGAAGGAAUAUGAACUCGAUUCGAAGGAGCCUGAAAACCUCACAGAAGAACAGAUAGCAGAAUUCAAAGAGGCUUUCUCCAUGUUCGACAAGGAUGGCGAUGAGACUAUUACCACUGAAGAGAUAGGGGGCAUCUUACGCUCUCUUGGGCAAAAUCCUACUGAAGCAGAGCUCUGGGAUAUGGUGAAUGAAGUCGAUGAAGAUGGGAAUGGUGAAGUUGACUUUUCUGAGUUCCUCAUUAUGAUGUCUAACAACAUGAAGAAAUCCGACAGCGAUGCCGAGCUCCGAGCAGUCUUCAACGUUUUUGAUGUCAACAACAGCGGUUACAUCACAUCGGAGGAGCUCGGCAAUAUCAUGUCCAGUCUCGGAGAGCGCAUGACGGAUGAGGAUAUUGAGGACAUGCUGCGGGAGGCUGACCUUGAUGGUGAUGGCAAGGUCAGCUAUGCAGAAUUCCGCUUGAUGAUGACCACAAAAGGCCAGUGAUGACCAACAAGACUAUGCAAACGUCUCUUAAGGACAUGUCGACCCAAAAUGGCCCGCUUUGGUUCUUGGAUCCAAGUUGAUUCUAAGCUUGGAUUAUGUAUUAGGCCAGCUGCAGGACGUCUAUUCGGAUUUCUCCCAAUAUUGUUGUGGGCAACUUGGCAUCUAAUCGCCUGUUUUGCCUAUUGUGGAUAAUGGACGAGCUCAUGAGCGAAACUUAUUGGCUAAUAUCUCGCCAUGACUAGUCGCAUUGCGCGGUUAUAUCUAUAGCAUAAACGUUUAUGUAUUUAUUUGAUAACCAUAAAAUGUCACAAAUUAUUCCGUUUUGUUAUCGAGUAGUGAAGCACGAUCGUCACAUUCAUAUCAUUGUAAAUAACAUUAUGUGGUUCGAUAUGUGAUCUAGGACAUUGGGGUAGUGUCAAUAGGGCUCUAGCAUGAAUCGCCUGCGGCCGGCCAUCACUACUUUAUAAUUGUAAUGUCUGUGAUUGUACAUUUUCUAAUGCAUUCAAGAACUACAGUAACAAUCAUCCGUAAUUCCCGCGAUUCCGAUUGCUUUUAUCACAUGUUUACUUUUCCUCACGUUUAUGCUAGUGCAUGUAUACAUCUUUUGGCCAGAUGUGGUUAGUUCAGAACGAUGAUAGACCGUGUCCAUGCACAAGCCAGUACUACAUGAACAUGUACAUGUAUUAGCAAAUUACUUCGUUUUGUUGGAAGCGUCGGCAAUCAAAAAGCAACCAUGCCGUGUAGACUCUACUGAUGCAUUCAUAUACAAUGAAUAAAAAUUGUUAUUUACAACAAUUGUCCAUUGGUAGUACUGCCAUUGUGAGAUCAGAGAGACACUCAGUGGAAAUCCCCGCGUCUUAUCGCUCAAGCAGUUGAGCUGUGCGACAUCCCGUCGUGUGACGUAUAUAAUUUGUUUACAAGUCACUGAUCUCACGAUAAUCACAAUGUUUGAGUUAACAUCAUUUAAGGUUUAACCCUAAUUCCUGCAGUGCUGCCAUUUAAGGACAUUGAGCUCGAUCCAACCGACCCCCGGUGAUGCUCAUGGCUCGUGUUGGAAGUUCAGCAAUGGUGGGUGAACAAAAAUCGCUCAGUGACUCAAAUAUCAUAUUCGGAGAGCUCCGCAAGCCAAGGAAAACAAAACCCACUUUACUUUGUUGUACCAGUAAACAGAAAGAAGAGCUGAGAUAAUAUCUCUGGGCUGAAAAUGAUUAUUAUGCUUCGUAUAUAUCAAUA